AUGAGUGGCACAGGACUGGGAUGGCCCGCUUUAGUGCCACCAUACCGCAACCGCCUUGAAGAGUGGUUUAGCACGCCUGAGAAAUUGUUUGCCUCCUUCGACACGAGGGAAGAGCUUGUAUCAUUGCUUAGGGCUUGCGAUAACACGCUUCUUGAAAGUAGCCUGCAGUUGAUUGCGGAUGCACUUCUUGAAUGGCAUGCAGACAAUGCCCGCACAGUUGCGAGUGGGCGCAGGGAAGCAAGGAGGCGCUUGACAGAGUGCUUGCCCAGUGUCCCGGGAACUGGCCUUAGCUUGCAUGAGCAUUACAAUCAGAUCGCACUUCAGAGUCCACUUGCGUUGCUUCCGGUUCUUCGCAAGCGGAAGUUAGCUACUGAUAGGGUCGUAGAUCGCGGUGCCAGGGCCACUGAAGAGAUACGACUUCGGCAGGAGUAUGCAUUGCGUCUUGCAGCCAUCAUGCAGGAGGCGCAACUGCCGGUGUGCAAGGUGCUUGCAGGGGUCAGCAAUGCCGAGGAAGCCUGGCCACGGCUGUUCGGGACCCGUCGCUCCAAGACAUUGAGGAAUCGCUUUAGGGCUUGGGAUAAGUUUCGGGAAUGGUUGCUUUAUAGCCGUGGCAGAAGCUAUCCGGAAGGGGUAGCUGAUGUGCUAGACUAUGCCAAUGAACGAUUCCAGGAAGGAUGUGGAAAGACAGUCCUCGAAAGCCUGCAAGCCUCUCUCAGUGUAAUUGAAGGUGUAGGGCGCGUGCCGUCUACGCAGCAGAUAUCUCAGGAUCCCACAUGGCAGGCGCAGCUCAAAAGUUACACAGCCGAUUUGAUUUCGGCGGCACCGCCGGAGCAGCCAGCCAGCAUGCUCACCGUUGCUAUCGUCCUCGCAUGUGAGAUCUUCGUCUGCACGCCUGGGGAGCCUAGUUACUUGAGAGCAUUGGGCUUUGUAUGCUUAUUGAUGGUUUGGGGGUCACUUCGGGCUGAUGAUGUUCAGGGGCUCUUGCCGCAGACCAUGCUUCUGGACGAGCGAGGGCUUAGCAUUGAUCUCGCGCGGUCCAAGACUACAGGGCCCGACAAAAGGACCCACACCGUCAAGGUCUUCGUGGAACGGAGUAUCUCUCUGACAGGGCAUGACUGGCUGAAGGCCGGAUAUGCACUUUGGAAGGAUUUCGAUUUUGAGAGGGAUUAUUUGGUUUUGAAGGCCAAUGAAGGUUUCACGGAACCCCUUGAGAAGUCGGUGCCUUCCUCCACGGUGGCCCUUUACUUCCGCAAAGUUCUCAGUGAGUUGAAGACGCCCAAGCGUGAGGGGCGCACCUGGAAGGCCAAUGAUCAGCGUCCGCUGCUCCCAGGAUACACUUCCAGUCACUUUACGGGCCAUUCUGCGAGGAACUUCCUUAGCUCGGUCGGAGCGGCCAUCGAUGUCGACCCCAGGGAGCUUGAUUAUCUGGGUCGCUGGAAGGUAGGUGGCGAAGGUUCUGCAACCUACAUUCGCACUUCUAGGCAGGUUGUGCAUCGUCUCCAGAGUCACAUUGCUUGUUCUCUUGUCACCGGACAGCCUAAGCACUACAUCGAGGUGGAUUCCAUCAAGGCUUUGACGGACUAUGCAGCUAAGGCGGGGGAGAGCGAAUCUCAGGUUCGUCGCCGUCACACCCUCCUCGAGGGAUCCAAAGGCUUGGGCGGAUCGUGGCCAACUCUGGCAUUGGAAGUGGGUGUUGCGGCACCACCUUCUCCAGUCGAGCAGGUCUCGAUGCCAGGCAGCCGGGGGGAUUACUUCAUCGUUACCUCUCGCACCACAGGCCUGAGGCGUUUGCACAUGUUGGGUUGCUAUGUCAAGCCUGAGAAUUGUUACGAUGUAAAAUUUGUCAAUCAUGUCGGCGCGGAGGACGUCGAUAACAUUUGCAAAGAUUGCAAAGCAAGAAUGAAGGCUCAGGCCGGAGAGGAGGAAUCAGACCCCUCCAGCAGUGACAGUGGGAGGAAGUCUCACUCGGCGCAGGCCGUGAGGUGCCGACGGAUUCCGCAUCCUGUCACAGGCCUCAGGGCGACGGGCGGACACAUCGCAGUGCAGCUAAAGGCCUCAGGGCGGCUAGCAAUCCAAGUCCUACAGGGCCACAGGCGAUUCCAGGCAAUCGCCGAUUCCCGGCCGGAAGCUCGGGCUGCUGGGAAGGCGGACUUUGGUUUGGAUGAUGGGGCUGCAGAUGGGCGACAACAAAUCGCGGGGGUCGUCGCUGCAUGGGAACUUGCGCGCGACGUAAUCAGCAAAGAGACGGAAACGCGAGCAGAGGCGAAAGUGUUAGGCCAGCCGCGAAUCUUGCAAGUCACAGAGAGGCAAGCAAUGCUCAAGGCGGUAGCGGCCGUUCACGGGCAGCUGGGAGAGUCGGAGACUCCAUCGUCUGAGUACCUCGCUCUCAAGUGCGAGGAGUGCGAAGCCAAUGAGCCUCAGGCUUCAACCUUGGAUGCCAUAACUUCGAAGAAGAACACGCUCACCACGAGCAUCCAGUCCAGCCUUGACGCUUCGGGGCGAAUUCAUAUUACUCAGCACAAAUCCAAGAGUGAGCUCCCGACUACUACAGAAGCUUAUCGCAAGGUCCUUCGCGUGGAAGCUUUCACAUGGCUAUGCAUGGCAUCCCGCUUUAAAUCCAAGCAGUGGCUUCAGGAUCUCAAGCUGUCUGACUUCGACCACUUCGUGAACUACAUCCUUGGCGAAAAGGUCGCCCAGCUCUCAGUGCCUACGUCUCAUCAGCCAGCCGAUGAGACCUACUUCACGACGCCGCUCGCAUUGUCCAUCAUUGAGCGACCACGCAAGUGGCACAAAGGCAAGGGCAAGAGCAAGGACGGGCUGCACCAAUCCAUCAUGCGAACGCUUGCACGUGUGCCGGGUCAAGGGCUGUUAUCAGCCCCACUCAGCGACCGAGCACAAGCUUAA
Molecule: messenger RNA, 2904 nt
Organism: Symbiodinium sp. CCMP2592
Lineage: Eukaryota; Dinophyceae; Suessiales; Symbiodiniaceae
Source: the annotation of a GenBank genome assembly